AUGCUGGCGCGCGUUGGGCUUGUCGCCCCGAGUUGCUGUGCUGCCCCCACGGCGAGCACCAAGCUUUGGUGCCGGGCGCCCGUUUCGGGAUCACGUGUAGCGCGUCACAUCUGCAAGGCGUUGGACUACCGCGCCGCGGAGACGCUGCUGUCUGAUCGCGCCAAGGCGGUGGAGCUCUUCUACACUGAGGUUUGGGCGCACAACACUGUGGAGCUUUUGGACUGCCUCUGCAACGGCUCCGUCACGUACAGCGACGCACGCGGCGGCGGCAGCGACGUUUUUGGCCGUGCGGGCCUGGCCGAGAUGAUUGGCGACUGCUGCGCCAGCCACCCGCUACUGCACAUCGAAGUGGAUGACAUAUCGCUCGACGCCACCGGCUCGAGCGCCACCUGCGAAUGGCACGCGACCGCCGCGGACCUGCUGCCCAGCCGGUCAGGCGCCCCUCCCACUGGGCUGGUCUCCGAGGUGUGCGGCUGCGACCAGCUGACGUUCGGCCCCGACGGCCGCAUCCGCGCGAUCCUCAGCUUCCGCGACCGCUUUGCUGAGGAGGAGGCUGUGGCAGAGGCGGAGGCGGAGACGGACGCAGACGACUACUAA
This is a messenger RNA of Monoraphidium neglectum, 597 nucleotides long. RefSeq lists its product as hypothetical. Lineage: Eukaryota; Viridiplantae; Chlorophyta; Chlorophyceae; Sphaeropleales; Selenastraceae. Bases 1 to 597 code for a protein of 198 amino acids. The transcript is spliced from 3 exons. The record is from RefSeq and is a predicted model, not a curated record.